UUUCUGUCAAAAAUAAAAACAGCAACAACAACAACAAAAUUGCAACACACAAAUCAACUGCCACGAUCGUUCGAAACAUUUCUGCAAGCCAAACAUUUUUUGUUUUUAUUAAAAUUAUAAAUGAAUUAAAAACUGAUUUAUCAUACAAAUUAAAAAAAAAAAAAUGGAUUCUACAAUAUCAGUUUCAAAAGGAUGUUUUGUAUUCAAAAAUGGUGCAACUCGCGCCGAAAAAGGAACAACAAAAUCAAAGAAAUCUUCCUCCAAACAAUCUGUAGCAUCUUCACUCCUUGGCAAAGAAAUUACCGAUCAACCUUUUUAUAAAACUUAUUCGCAAACUUGGUCAAACUUUCUAACCGACAUUGAAACUUUGCAACGCGAAAGUUAUUCAAAAACCCUCAAAGAUUUAGUUGAUCAUAUUGGAAAAGCGUACAAUAGUGAUAGUAGUUCGGUGAAGAAUAUUUUACCAGCUGCUGCUCUUCUAACUGGAAUAAAUCAACCGGAUCACCAUGAACAAUUCGAAACUCUAUCGCAACGUAUUAGGGAAGAACUCUCGGCGAGUGUUUGUGUCAUUCAAUCGCGAGACUGUUCCAGUGUCAAGGCAGCUGUUGAAACAAUGGUUUAUGGUUUUGUUGAAGAACCAUUCGAAGAAGACGAAGAAGAUAGAGAUCACAAACGAUUGCGACGAUCACAAUGCACGAUGCAAGUUCUUGCCGAAUGGCACAAAAGUUCCCAACCCGAAUCGACUUUGGUUGUUAUUCUGCCUGAUUUUGAGUGUUUCAAUGGGAAAAUACUUCAAGAUUUUAUUUUGAUUCUGAGUUCGUAUUGCUCAAAGGUUCCAAUUGUUUUAAUUUUGGGAGUAGCAACAGCUGUUUCAGCAUUGCACAGUACAUUGCCGUAUCAUGUGACUAGCAAGAUCAGAUUAAAGAUCUUUCAAACACAAGCUGCUCCAGUGGGGUUAAAUGAGAUUCUUGAAAAAGUCAUCCUAUCGCCAAAGCAUUCAGUUCAUUUAUCGGGUAAAGCCUUUAAGUUUUUAACCCAUAUAUUCUUGUUUUACGAUUUCUCAAUAAAUGGGUUUAUACAAGGAUUCAAGUAUUGCCUAAUGGAACACUUUUUCCAAGGAAACGCUUAUGCGCUUUGCACCUCCUAUUUUUCAUCUCUCAAAAUGAUAAAAUAUCUUACCCACGAAGACAUGGAAACCAUUCGUCAUCUUCUAUCCUUUCGACCGUAUGUGGAGUCUUUGAAUGAUUGCCAAUCGAUUAUAGCCAUACUCACCGACGAUGGGUAUCUUAAGAAGAAACUACCAAAACUCCUCCGAGAUUGUCAUUUGCAUUUUAUCUACUUUCGAGCGUUUCUUGAAUUUCUAACUGUUUUGGUUCAAGACCUUCCCAAAUCUCCAAUGGGAAAACUCCAACGUGAACUAUACUCCAGUUGUUUAUCGAAAGAUAUAACCGAGACAGCUGAAUUCAAAGAAUCAUGGCAAAUGCUUGCAUUUAUGUCAAAAGAUGAGUUUGUUGCAAAUGUAUCGAGAGCAAUUACCACAACAAUUGAUUUUAUCAACGCUAACGAUCAAGAUUUAGAUUUGAGCGAAACAUUUCGUCCAAAAAUUAAUGAAAAACUUGAUUGUCUUAAAGAACUUCUCACAAAAGUUGUAAUGGCUGGCAUGGAAGUUAAACAACAAACAAAAUCGACGUCAGCGAUAACAACUGAAAAUGAUCUCAAGCAAAUGAGUCGUCAAGACUUGAAAGAAAAACUCCUACAAAUGUCCAAACAAGAAAAACCAAUUUCAGAUUUUACAAGAUCUGUAAAUGAAACACUAGAGUAUAUUAAAACUCAAAUUGUUGAAGAAUGCUUGAAACCAUUAACAAAAGCACCACCAUUGUAUGAGUUAUUUGUUUUCUCCGAUAUUGCUAAUGUUCGAAGGAAUAUAAUUGGAGCACCGAGAGCGGCUUUGCAUAUGGCCUUGAAUAAUCCUCAUUACUAUUUGCAGUGUAAAUGUUGUGAGUUGGAUAGUAAUUUGUCAAUGGUACCUACAUUACCUGAUUUAUCGGUGGCGUAUAAGUUGCAUUUGGAGUGUGGAAAGAUGAUAAAUCUUUUUGAUUGGUUGCAAUCGUUUCGAUCGGUUUUGGAUUAUAGCGAAGAAGAUCAGGAACAAGUGGAUCCAGAAAUUCAAGCCCGUUUUACACGUGCUGUUGCAGAGCUACAGUUUUUGGGUUAUAUAAAAACAUCCAAACGAAAAACAGAUCACGUUACGCGUUUAACGUGGUAACUGCAUUAACCAUCCUCGCUGCAUUAUUUUGUUCUAUUUAUUUCAAUAUUUAAAUAAAAAAAACGUAUUAAGUUUUCAUUGAA
This is a messenger RNA of Episyrphus balteatus (marmalade hoverfly), 2349 nucleotides long. RefSeq names its product origin recognition complex subunit 3 (gene Orc3). Gene Ontology annotation, biological process: DNA replication; DNA replication initiation. Gene Ontology annotation, molecular function: DNA replication origin binding. Bases 164 to 2266 code for a protein of 700 amino acids. Gene Ontology annotation, cellular component: nuclear pre-replicative complex; nuclear origin of replication recognition complex; DNA replication preinitiation complex. Lineage: Eukaryota; Metazoa; Arthropoda; Insecta; Diptera; Syrphidae. The transcript is spliced from 7 exons. The record is from RefSeq and is a predicted model, not a curated record.